Trichomycterus rosablanca is the source of this 3397-nucleotide messenger RNA. RefSeq names its product DEAD (Asp-Glu-Ala-Asp) box helicase 42 (gene ddx42). Gene Ontology annotation, molecular function: nucleic acid binding; ATP binding; RNA helicase activity. The record is from RefSeq and is a predicted model, not a curated record. The coding region runs from base 89 to 2851 and encodes 920 amino acids. The transcript is spliced from 18 exons. NCBI's taxonomy places the organism in Eukaryota, Metazoa, Chordata, Actinopteri, Siluriformes, Trichomycteridae.
AGCUGAACACAGAGGAGCGCAUUAUAAACCACCGCAUUCUCUUCUCUCAUUACACUGCAGGUGUUGGUGAGUGUGUGAAUAUUCAGCCAUGAACUGGAAUAAAGGCAGUCAGGCUGGUAAACGAGGUUUCGGUUUUGGCGGUUUUUCUCUCGCCGGAGGGAAGAAAGAAGAGCCCCGACUGCCUCAGCAAUCCCACAGCGCGUUUGGUGCGUCUGGAUCAGCCGGAGGUUAUGGCAAAAACCAGCAGCUUCCUUCAUUCUACAAGAUUGGAACCAAACGGGCCAACAUUGAUGAAGAGAAUGCCUAUUUUGAGGAUGAUGAGGAGGAAUCCAGCGCUAGCGACCUGCCCUACAUCCCAGCCGAGAACUCUCCGACCAGGCAGCAGAUGCAGUCUAAAGGAGGACAAGGAGGGGGAGGUGGGUCAGACAGUGACGACGACCCCCUCGAUGCUUUCAUGGCCGAGGUUGAGAACCAAGCUGCCAAAGAUAUGAAGAAACUGGAAGAGAAGGAGAAAAUUCUGGCCAAGGGUAUACGAGACGACAUCGAAGAGGAAGACGAUCACGAAGCUUACUUCCGUUACAUGGCGGAGAACCCCACAGCGGGACUGGUCCAGGAGGAAGAGGAGGAGAAUGUGGAUUAUGACAGCGAUGGGAACCCCAUUCCAUCUACCACCAAGAAGAUCAUCCUGCCACUGCCUCCUAUUGAUCACUCUGAGAUUGACUACCCACCUUUCGAGAAGAACUUCUACACAGAACACGAAGAGCUCAACAGUCUGACUGGAGUACAAGUGGUGGAACUGAGACAGAAACUCAACCUCAGGGUGUCCGGUGCAGCUCCUCCUAAGCCCUGUACCAGUUUUGCCCACUUUAACUUCGAUGAGCAGCUCAUGAAUCAGAUCCGCAAGUCCGAGUACACCCAGCCUACGCCCAUCCAGUGCCAGGGUGUCCCUAUAGCCCUGAGUGGUAGGGACAUUAUCGGCAUUGCCAAAACGGGCAGCGGAAAGACGGCUGCGUUUAUCUGGCCCAUGCUGGUGCACAUCAUGGACCAGAAAGAGCUGGAGAAGGGAGAGGGACCUAUUGCUGUGAUUGUCUGCCCUACCAGAGAGCUCUGCCAGCAGAUCCACUCGGAGUGUAAGCGCUUCGGGAAGGCCUAUGGUCUGCGCUCAGUGGCUGUGUACGGAGGGGGCAGCAUGUGGGAACAAGCCAAAACUCUACAGGACGGGGCUGAAAUUGUUGUUUGCACCCCGGGUCGUCUGAUUGAUCACAUAAAGAAGAAGGCUACCUCGCUGCAGAGAGUGACCUACCUGGUGUUUGAUGAAGCUGACCGCAUGUUUGAUAUGGGAUUCGAGUACCAGGUGAGAUCCAUCGCCAGCCAUGUCAGACCUGACAGGCAGACUCUGCUGUUUAGUGCCACGUUCAGAAAGAAGAUCGAGAGGUUGGCGCGGGACAUUCUCAUCGACCCCAUCCGCGUAGUGCAGGGAGACAUCGGAGAGGCCAACGAGGACGUGACCCAGUUGGUGGAGGUGUUACCGAGCGGCUCGGAUAAGUGGAUGUGGCUGACGCGCAGACUGGUGGGGUUUACCUCGGCGGGUUCCGUGCUCAUCUUCGUCACUAAGAAGACCAACUCUGAGGAGCUGGCCACCAACCUGCAGCAGGAGGGCCACAGCCUGGGCCUGCUACACGGAGACAUGGACCAGAGCGAGAGGAACAAGGUCAUCAGCGACUUCAAGAAGAAGAGCCUGCCCAUCCUGGUGGCCACUGACGUCGCAGCCCGUGGUUUGGAUAUUCCCUCGAUCCGUACGGUCGUGAAUUACGACGUCGCCCGGGACAUCGACACGCACACUCACCGAGUCGGCCGAACGGGUCGCGCCGGAGAGAAGGGUGUGGCCUAUACUCUGCUCACGAACAAAGACACCUCAUUCGCCGGAGACCUCGUUCGUAACUUAGAGGGAGCCAAUCAGAGUGUUCCGAAGGAGCUGAUGGAUUUAGCCAUGCAGAAUCCCUGGUUUAAGAAGUCCCGAUUUAAGAGUGGAAAAGGAAAGAAGCUGAAUAUUGGAGGUGGCGGUCUGGGCUACAGGGAGAGACCCGGGCUUGGAUCUGAAACCUCAGGUAGUUCUGUACUUGGCAACUAUGAGUCCUACAAACCUUCCACUGGAGCUAUGGGAGACCGCAUGUCUGCCAUGAAGCAAGCCUUUAAUGCUCAGUAUAAAAACCACUUUGUGGCAGCGACCAGCAUCUCUCCCAAGCUCAGCACACAGUCGAGCAGCAACGCAGGCUGGACGAGUGCAGGCAGUCUGAAUUCCAUUCCGUCAGCGGCUCCUGAAGCAGCCCAUGCACCUCCCUCCUCAGCCUCCAUGCUCCCUCCUCCUCCUCCUCCUCCUCCUCCUCCUCCUCCUCCUCCAGCCCUCAGCCCAGGCACCCAGCUGUCCGGCUUCAGCAGCUCCGGCUCUCUGAGCACCGCGUCGGACUCGUACCCCUCGUCCACCUCAUCCAGAGAGGAAACGCGUCACGACAGGGGUCACCAAGGAGACGGGCACCAUCGGUACGGCGACCGGGACCGCCACGGCGACCGGGACCGGGAUCGACACAGCGACAGGGAUCGCCACGGAGACAGGGACCGCCACGGCGACCGGGACCGGGACCGCCACGGCGACCGGGACCGGGAUCGUUACGGCGACCGGGACAGGGAUCGUCACCGUGACGGUCGCAACGGCGAGGGCAGCCGGCGGGACAGAGACGAUCACAGGGGGGACAGGGAGAGCGGGGACAGGGGCGGGUCACACAGAGGGAGCGGGGACAGCUUUGCCGUUCCAGAUCCGCCGAAGCGAAAGAAGAGCAGGUGGGACAGUUAGAGCCGUACACACAGGCCUGAGAUCAGUCAGUCCGGCUGAAAACUACAAAACAGGAAGGACAUUUAGGGGUGGGAAAUCCACGUGUUAUUGUUAGUGUGGUCCUGGCCAGUCUGUCUGUCGGGGAGGUUCUUCAUGUUGUGAACGAGAGAGAAGAGGAACCUGUAGGAAGAUCUUCUCUCUGACCAUACGUGUGUAAAUGCAUCUUUUUGGUGGGUGAUACUAAAUCAUGGUUUUGUGUCAGAUAUUUAUAGAGGAGUGUUUUUAGGGAAUCGUUUUCUUUUUAUUUACUUUUAUGAUUUCAUCAAAAUGUUUGCUUUGCGUUGUCAGUUCGGCUGAGAACAGUUUCUCUUAUUAAAAAAAACAGUAGAUGUGAUUGGUCGUUGAGGCAGAUUGUUUGUCAGUGAUGUAAAGGUUUAGGAUUUUGCUCUCGAUUGUAGUACUCGCUGUUACGAUCUCGGACUCGGUUAUGCAGUUUUUAUCCUUUCCUCAUGUCACUGUGUGUUUUUUGCUUUUUUUUAAACAAAAGAAAAUCGGUUAAUACAACUA